ACGCGGACUACUUCAACAACGCAUGGCAGCGUUUUAUGCUAACGUUAUUCUCACAGAAGAAAAAUAACAAUUUCUCUCAGGUUUCUUCGUGUUGUUCUGCAACCAAAUGAAAGUCAAAGUUCUUUCAAGAAAUCCGGAUGAUUAUGUCCGGGAGACUAAAUACGACAUUCAGCGGGUUCCCAGAAACUACGACCCCUCCCUCCAUCCUUUCGAGGUGAGCAGAGAGUACACACGAGCUCUGAAUGCUACAAAGUUGGAGCGGGUGUUUGCCAAGCCUUUCCUGGCCUCCCUGGACGGCCAUAGAGAUGGGGUGAACUGCAUGGCCAAGCACACCAAGAACCUCUCCACCCUGCUGUCAGGCUCCUGUGAUGGAGAGGUGAAAGUGUGGAACCUCACCAAGCACGAAUGUGUCCGCACUCUGCAAGCACAUGAAGGUUUUGUGAGGGGAAUCAUCGUCAGAUACUGUGGGACCUCCUUUUUUACGGUGGGCGAUGACAAAACGAUUAAGCAGUGGAAAAUGGAAGCACCGGGUUAUGGAGAGGAAGAAGAGCCACUUAUCACUAUCCUGGGCAAAACUGUGUUUACAGGACUGGACCAUCACCAGAAGAAGGGUGUGUUUGCAACCUGUGGCCAGCAGGUGGACAUCUGGGACGAGCAGAGGAGCAGUCCCAUCCGCUCCUUUACCUGGGGUGUAGACAGCUUCAGUUCUGUCCGCUUCAACCCUGUGGAGACAGAUAUUCUUGGGAGCUGCGCCUCAGACAGAAGUAUAGUUUUGUAUGACAUGAGGGAAUCAACACCGCUUAAAAAGGUUAUCAUGAGAAUGAGGACCAACACAUUGUGCUGGAACCCCAUGGAAGCUUAUCACUUUACUUGUGCAAAUGAAGACUACAACCUGUACACAUAUGACAUGAGGAACCUUGAAAAGCCCACAAAGAUACAUAUGGACCACGUCUCUGCAGUACUGGAUGUUGAUUACUCUCCCACCGGACAGGAGUUUGUGUCGGCCAGUUUUGACAAAACCAUUCGCAUCUUCCCCAAGAAUCAAGGACGCAGCAGAGAAGUGUACCACACCAAACGCAUGCAACACGUCAUCUGCGUAAAAUGGUCCGCAGACAACAAGUACAUCCUGAGCGGCUCUGAUGAAAUGAACAUCCGGCUGUGGAAGGCCAACGCAGCGGAGAAACUAGGAGUGUUGUCCCCCAGAGAGAAGGCGGCCACCAACUACAGUCAGAAGCUGAAGGAGAAGUUCCGGCAUCACCCACAAAUCAGGCGCAUUUCUCAUCACCGACAUCUACCCAAGAGCAUUUUCAACGAGAGGAACGAGCUGAGGGUCAUGAGGGAGGCUCGCCGGCGAAAGGAGAUGAAUGUCCGUAAACACAGCAAGCCAGGAGCAGUCCCUGUGGUGUCUGAGAGGGAGAAAAACGUUGUAGCUGUGGUGAAAUAAAGCAGAAGUUAAUCCAAGACAUGGAGAUAAUGAUCACAACUGCGUCAAGAAAUGUUCUUACUUUGUCCUGAGGACUCAAAAGAAGAGGCUUUGUCCAGCAUUGUUUGAAAUACAGCUGCACAUUCACAGUAAAUAGAGACAGAAAACCAUAUUGGCCUGAUGUUGCUUAGAUUAAAGACAAGCUACUUUUUCACAUCCUGUUUUGAAUUUGGUGUUCUUCAGGGUUCUUGCUCACUGAAGUACAUCAUUUCCCUGCUUGUCUUUAUUUUCUGUCCACAGGUAUGAACACUUGUAGCCACUUGUUUUAUGGUGGCAGCUCCAGAAAUGUAUUGUUAGUACCUUGUUUAAUAAAAAGAUGCAAUUAAAAUCUUAACUA
This is a messenger RNA of Nematolebias whitei (Rio pearlfish), 1820 nucleotides long. It is a transcript of the gene dcaf13, whose product is annotated as ddb1 and cul4 associated factor 13. The coding region runs from base 107 to 1444 and encodes 445 amino acids. Gene Ontology annotation, biological process: maturation of SSU-rRNA from tricistronic rRNA transcript (SSU-rRNA, 5.8S rRNA, LSU-rRNA). The transcript is spliced from 11 exons. NCBI's taxonomy places the organism in Eukaryota, Metazoa, Chordata, Actinopteri, Cyprinodontiformes, Rivulidae. The record is from RefSeq and is a predicted model, not a curated record. Gene Ontology annotation, cellular component: nucleolus; small-subunit processome. Gene Ontology annotation, molecular function: protein binding.